Molecule: messenger RNA, 1406 nt
Organism: Lingula anatina
Lineage: Eukaryota; Metazoa; Brachiopoda; Lingulata; Lingulida; Lingulidae
Source: RefSeq, a predicted model, not a curated record
GUUUUCAGUUUUAUUUCUAAGCAAAAAACACACAUGCAAUGUCACCUUGGCUGAUAUUGCCCCAGCGGAUGUUUUUCUUCCCUUUCCUUGUUUCUAUCUAAAUUACAAGAUCUUCGAAGAAUUAGAACGGAGCACCAUGCGCGAAUUCAUGUGUUUAUUAAACAUCCAUGCCGGUUAAGAACAGGCAAAGUCACCUUGCAUCCUAUUUACAGGAACUUGAUUAUUUGUGAAGGAAAUUAGUUGCAGACAAUUUCACGUUAAAAACGUGAAUCAGAUCAGAUGACCGGGCGGUACACAUUGAGCUGCUGACACUGGUUGGAAACUGACCUAACCGACAGUACUGUUAUUGAUGGCCUUUUAUUGUACCUAAUUUAGAUUUUGUUUCCAAGCUUAAAAUGAAGUAUUCGGCGGCCAACGUGGUAGCAGUUGUCUUACUCUCCGGCACCAUAUCACUGAUUUCAUGUUGUCAGAGAGGGCGAGUAACCAGGGUGCGUGCACCCCCUAAGCCGCGACCACCGCCACCACCGGCACCCCCUCCACUAACUAUCAAAAACUGUCCACCUUCGAGGACCGUCUUCACGAGUCUGGGUAAGCUAUCAGCGAGGGUGCCCCCAAACCCACCUGUCUAUGACUCUUUUAAUCAACUGGCGGUUCAGACAUCAGGUCCCAACUUGAACGACUUACUUCCACCUGGAAAGCACCAGAUAACUUACAGGGCUACUGACAAAUACGGCCGUGAGGCUAUAUGCAGACAAAGCAUCACUGUAGAAAUUGCGCGUUGUUCUGGUCUCCCAGGCGUCCCUGCAAAUGGCAGUAUAAGUUGCGAUCCUAAGCUCCAAACCCUGGCUGGAACGCAGUGUUUCUACAGCUGUGACAACUAUUUUCAGAUGGCUGGGGACGCCCAGACAAGAUGCCUCUCCGACGGAACUUGGUCCAGUUUGAUGCCAAAAUGCAAAAAGAAAUGCGAAGAUCCCAUAAUGCAAGGUCAAAAUGGAACGAUCGUCUGCUCCGGUUUUCCUAUAAGAAUUUGCCUCGUCGUUUGUCAUAAAGGGUAUGAACUGUCAGAGAAUCUCUCAAGAGGGGGUGGUUACAUCUAUUGUUCUGCAGACGUGGGGGAGUGGAGCCACAAUGCACAAGAUGGCUGUGUGAAAUCCAGUUUUUUGCUCGAAAGUAUCACCAGUCCAAUGGCAGACCCCCAACAUCACAUAGAGCAAACGAUUAAAAUUCUGAAACUUGGCACUUGAUAUGUAUAAAAGCGCGUGUUUUCAAAAAGUGCUUUUUUUUUACUGAGAUCACAUGUAUUGAUAAACAAGGCGUUUUUUAUCGUUUAUAUAAACUGUCUUUGGAAGUUACAUUGUAGUUCCUUCCAUAAAGGUAGUGUCUAGCAUCGUUGCACUUUGAAAGUG